Molecule: messenger RNA, 3057 nt
Organism: Medioppia subpectinata
Lineage: Eukaryota; Metazoa; Arthropoda; Arachnida; Sarcoptiformes; Oppiidae
Source: the annotation of a GenBank genome assembly
UACCAGAACUGUACGCCAACCCACCUGUGGUUGUGCUACUGGAAGACCUACUGGAGCUCUCUGGCCGUGGGUGUAAUGAUUAAGAUCGGCGCCGACCUGUUUGGCCUCUUCGGUCCCCUAUCUAUCGAUUAUAUCAUACGCUAUGUUAACGACACUCAAACCAAAAAUGCCAAUAAUAUCACCGAAACCCUCGAGUUUGACUAUUAUUGCCUGUCGUGGCACCACUUCCUCACAAAUGGCUAUAUCAUUGCGUUUAUAGUACUGUUGGCCACUCUAUUACAGUCGACUUUCUCUAACAAUUUUAAUCAUUUGGUUAAUGCCGAGGGAAUACACCUGAAAACGGCUUUGAAUUGUCUGGUUUACGAUAAGACCCUUAGGAUGACAGUCCAUUCGGGCACUGAUAUCGGCUCAACAGUCAACCACAUGUCUAUUGACACAUACAAUAUGUUUAUGUUGCUUUCAAUGGGACACUACUUAUGGGCCGUUCCACUGAAGAUGAUAUUAAUCCUAUAUCUAUUGUAUUAUUAUUUGGGUUACAGCGCUCUGAUAGGCGCCACCACCAUCUUUGUCUUAGCCCCUCUUCAGUAUUAUCUAUCGAGCAGUCUCUCAAAGAUACAGGAAAAAGAGAUGGAUAUCUCUGACGAGCGUAUGAGAAAAACGACCGAGCUCUUUAUGAGCAUCAAAUUUCUCAAACUCUUGGGCUGGGAAUUGAGUUUUGCCAAAGCGGUCAAUGAGAUCAGGGACCGGGAGCUGCGAGUGCUGCGCAAGGAUGCCAUAUAUGUGGCGCUUAAUACAUUUAUAACGCAGGGCUCGGCAAUCGUAGUGACCUUGGUCACUUUCGCCAUAUAUCCGUACAUAGAGGGCCAGCCCUUGACCGCCGGUCACGUGUUCACCGGAUUGGCACUGCGCACGGUCAUUUUGGUGACCCAUAAGCUGGAGUACAUACCGCAGGCGCACAAUAUAGUGGUGCUGGAGGGCGGGUGUGUGAAACACUCGGGCACUUACGCCGAGAUUGAGCGCCGGGACCCGAAUCUGACCGCUUUCUGGGCCAAAGUCCGCAACAAAGAGCAAGAGAUGCGCCGAAAGGCGACGAUAGAGGAGUGCAAGACUACCAAAGAGAGGAAGAGUUUGGUCCGUAUGCUCUCGUCCAACAAGAUUCAGGCCAAUUGUCGCAAUAGUAUUCCCAUACAAAUGCCUAAACCCAAGAGACGGCACGUGUCCUUCAAUAGGCAAUUAAGUCACGACCCGUCGAAUCCGCUCCCGUGUCACGACUGGACGGACAACGAGGAGGCGAUCGUCGGCUCGCAUCACGAAGAGUCGGUGUCCAGCCGUCCGGUGACGCCAUUCCGACGAAUGAACUCAAUCGAUUCGGUCGACUCCAAGUCGCCGUCCAUUAACUCAUCCCUAUUGUCGACCAGCGCUGAGUCGACCCCUUAUUUCAUUACCCGUCCGGCGAUGAAUCGGCUCAACUCACACACAUCGCGGGUUUCAUAUACCGGCAACUCUAUCAAAGAGGAGGACGAAGAAGACGAGGAGGGCUGCAUCGAUGAGGAGGAGGGAGUGAUCGACGACGACAAUGACCGCAAGCCCGACGAGUCCGACCCCAGCGCCUGUCCCGCACUUGACGACGAUAUCGAAGAGUUAAGACAGAAGGCUAAGGAAAGGACACAAAGUUUUGCCGCAUUUAAGCUAAUAAGUGAUGAGAAACGAGAGACCGGAUCCAUCUCAAAGAAGGUCUACCUGUCGUACUUCAAGAGGUGUUCCCUCUGCCUGUCCUUCUCGUGUCUAAUACUGAUUAUAUCGACGCAAGCAUUCAAAGUGGCCUCAGAUUUCUGGUUAGCGCAGUGGUCAAAGUCGGACGUCUCGGUGGCCAGCGAUAACCAGCGGCUACUUUAUUAUAUCAAGGGAUACGCUCUGCUCUCCAUCAUUACGAUUGCCAUAUCCCUGGUCUCCAAUCUGUUGUCUCAAUUGACAAGCCUUCGUGCCGUACGGCUACUCCAUCUCCAGAUGCUGGACAAUGUGAUCCAUUGUCCGCUUCGCUUCUUCGACGUCACACCGUUUGGCCGUAUUAUUAAUCGCUUCUCAAUCGACAUGAAUACCAUCGAUAAGAAACUGCCGAUAGCCCUACCGGUGCUGUUGAGGUUCAUAUUCCUGUGUGUGUCGGCCAUUAUCGUGGACCUGAUAAUCACGCCGUACUUCGCCAUCGCUAUAAUACCGAUACUUAUUAUCUAUUACUUUGUGCAACACUUCUUCCGGUUUACGUCGCGAGAGUUGCAGCGUUUGGAUUCAAUCACAAAAUCGCCGAUAUUUUCGCUGUACAGCCAAACCAUCGACGGUCUGACCACUCUUCGGGCCUUCAACGAAGAGAUCAGUUUUACCGACAAAAUCUACGAACUGUUGGNCCAAACCAUCGACGGUCUGACCACUCUUCGGGCCUUCAACGAAGAGAUCAGUUUUACCGACAAAAUCUACGAACUGUUGGACAUCAAUAAUAUAUGCUUUUUGAUGGUUAACUCAGCCAACUGUUGGUUAGGUAUCGCAUUGGACUACUUGGGAGGUGUUAUACUGUUUUGCGCUACCAUAACGUCUGUGUGGGCGGCCAUUCACCUGAACAUGAGUCCAGCCUACGUGGGUAUGGCCCUGACCUAUACCCUACUGGUGCCCAUUUACCUGAAUUGGGUGGUCAGGAAUCUGGCCUCACUUGAGAUGUACAUGAAUUCAGUGGAAAGGGUUCGCGAGUUCUCACACUUGGAGAUCGAGGACAAGGAGGAGGACUCGAUGGAAGACAUGCACAAAAUUACCGAAAGUUGGCCACAAAAGGGCGAAAUAAAGUUUAUUGAUGUUAGCCUUAAAUACGAGUCUACUGUGGAAACUGUGGUAAAAGGGGCCACAUUUUCUGUCAAACCUGGCGAAAAGGUGGGGAUCUGCGGUCGCACGGGUUGUGGCAAAUCCUCGCUUAUGAACGCAUUGUUUCGCUUGAAUCACAUCACAAAAGGAAAGAUACUGAUAGACGGCGCGGACAUCACUAAAAUACCCACUCAUCUGCUCCGUAGCCGA